UGUAUCAUUGUUAAUAUAAUAAUGCUUCGGGAGAGUAUGUUUUUCCUUGAGGUAGUACUUCUCGUUCAGAAUUAUCGCGUACACAUGAUCAAAUAAAAUGCUAUUACAUACGGCUCAUCCCUGUUGGAAGUUCGAUUAUGAUCGAUUAGUAGCAUCGUUAGUACAACGUGCACCGAUUCAGUCAAACAUUUAUCACGGUAGUUUAAUGAUCGCGUUGCAUCGUCAGAACCGGUGCGAAGAUUUAACUGCAAACUGAUCGAAGAGUUAAAAGCUUGUGUUUGCUUGAUGGUGAAGUGUGUGUUUACAUUUUUUUUCACAGAGUUGAGUGUCGUUUGACGCAGUAACGAAAACGGUGAUCGUUCGAACGCCUCGAGCAUUUCGUACCGGUGAUUCGACCUAUCGAGACGUAACAAUUCGUCAUGAGCAAACUGUGCUGUAUCGGGCUGUCGUUGGCCACUAGGAUCAUCGGCACGUACACCAUGUCUCUCUCGAUACUCACGAUAAACGUGUUAAUGAGCAACUAUUUCUCAAGAACAACGGACAACGAGUUCUUUAAUACUAUUCAGAACUGGAGUUUUCUUGGUUUAAAUUGGAUACAAGUCUUAAGGAACUCGCAGUUAGAAACGAAAGCACAAACAACCGUAGUGUUUUUCCUCGUGUACACGAUAUCGUUUUUAUUGGCCAGCGCGUAUCUUGCUCUGGGAUCGAUCUCCAGGAAACCUAAGUGCGCCGUGCCUUGGAUGUAUUUGCAAAUGAUUAGCAUAAUAGAUCAGUCCGUGGCGCUAUCUAUUCAUCUGAUACAUGGAUCGCAGUACGAUGCUUACGAUUCAUCGAUGUGGUACAUUCCAGUAUCCAGUGUUUACCUACACAGACAGACAGAUUUUAUUGAUCUGCCGUGUUCGUUCUCCGGCUGGCCACGGAUGAAGGAAGAGGGAAAACGGAGGAUCGAAGGAGAGAAAGAGACAAUGAUGAAACGGCGGAACUGAACGCCCCAUAAAGCUAACCAAUGCUAAUACUUCGUAUCUCUGCAGUGGCGUGGUCCGUAGAUAACCUGCCUUUCAGCGCGUUCGUUUGCCGGGACGAGACGGAAAAUCCAUCGUGACGCCAAUGUCCUGGACCGGAAUUGGCAAUAAACGCGUAACCGAGCCUAAUUCGUAAUGUUGGCUCAGUCAUUGUGGCCCAUUGUGAAUUCUCUUCCCCUGUUAUUCGGGGUUCACGAAUAUAAUGCUGGGGUUAUCGCAGGAAACUGCCAGUAACGACUGUAAGAGGCAUGUACUCUUCCAAACGCGCGCGAUUCGCUUAUCCUUUGAUCGCUCUUGCGAAUUACCCUCCAAUACUAAAUCGCUUUCGCUGGAAUUAUAGUUGAUUGUUUCUCUGAUUCAGAUUUGUGCCAUCAGCUUGCACAUUACACGUGAUAGUAAUAACAGACCCGCACGUCGUAACAAAAAUUUGUUCAAUAAAAACAUUGAGACAGGAAGGGGAGAAUAUCUUUCUCGUUCUUCCUAUACACGUAACUUGAAUACUUGAUCAUCUGUCUACUUAGAUAUUUGAAUAUUUGAAAUACUCGAAUAACCGAGAUGCCAAUAAUUUUAUCUCUGUAUGUCAUCAAAAAUUUUCACCACUUUUCUUAUCGAACAAAAGUCUGAAACGUGGACGAAUGACCGUCUCCGACCAAGAGACCGGAUAUGGACACGAGAAAUCGCAUUACUUUCGAAUUUCUUUCCGUUGCAACAAGGGUGGCACGUGCUCGUGCCGUUUUUUGUACUCCUUCCUUUUUAAGAAGAGACGGAUGGCCAGUGGGAAACGAGGAAGUAAAUUUGUGAACACGAUGGCCGAGAGGAUACAAUAGCUGCGUUUAAUACUACAUUAAACACGAUACAGAACGAUCUACCCCCGUGACUACCGUGACAAAGUUUCCUGGACAAUGCGAUCCGAUGACUGUAUUAGUAAAUAGGGGAAUAGAAAUGUGCAAGCACGUGCGCGCUACAAUAGUAGAGACCUCAUUUCCACAAAAGUAUAGAAAUUUCACUUUUAUCUAACCCUCGAUUUCUCCACACCUCUAAUUCCAAUAAACUAUGCUUUGACAAAAUGCAUAAAAACCUUAAGCUGUAAAAUUCACGAUAGGUGCUACAAGAACUCGAUGACCGUUUCAAUACUGUUCUACGGUAGAACCGACUUAAUACGGAGUAAAGAUCGAUGUCCAGUGGUGGGUUAGAUCGAUCACAAAAGGGAAGAAGGAAAGGGGUCAGAAUCAACGGUGUCCCUCGUUUUAUCUGGUCGGUCGAUUCAAAGUGACGGAAGCGAGCGAGGGGUGUAGUGGGCGGAAGGAGCCGGUUUUUCGAGAAUGGCUGCCGUAGGUGUCGAAGGAACGAGGCCGCAAUUAGGCGGUCCUGGGGUCGACGAGCAACGACGAGGUCGGGCAUUAUGCAAAGCAGAUUUUAAAUUUAGAUGUGGCCCACCGUGGCCACACCUAUACACCCCCGGGUGCAGCUUCGAUUACAGAAAGUGUAUGGUCACACGGACACGAGCGAAGACACGCGAACUAGCUAGCUAGCAAGCUAGCAAAAGGGGUGGUGUACAAGCGUGGGUCGUGUCGUGCUCGACAAAUUAGCGCGUUUUAAAUCCAAUCCGAGCCGAGAAAAGGGAGGGAAUCGUUACGGAG
This is a messenger RNA of Megachile rotundata (alfalfa leafcutting bee), 2662 nucleotides long. It is a transcript of the gene IntS10, whose product is annotated as integrator complex subunit 10. Gene Ontology annotation, biological process: snRNA processing. The record is from RefSeq and is a predicted model, not a curated record. Gene Ontology annotation, cellular component: integrator complex. NCBI's taxonomy places the organism in Eukaryota, Metazoa, Arthropoda, Insecta, Hymenoptera, Megachilidae.